Miscanthus lutarioriparius is the source of this 960-nucleotide messenger RNA. Lineage: Eukaryota; Viridiplantae; Streptophyta; Magnoliopsida; Poales; Poaceae. The record is from the annotation of a GenBank genome assembly.
AUGGGGUUAUUUUUGUAUAGUUGGGGAAUGAAGGGAGAUUCCAGCAGACAAAGUAGCUUAAACGACAACUCACAAAUAUCAAGUGCAUUUCCAAGGGAGCCAAAGCUAGAAUUCCUAAAGAACAUCACAAAAGACUUCUCAAGUGAACGAGAGGUUGGACAUGGUGCGUUUGGAGUGGUUUAUAAGGGCAUACUUCAGAGUGGACAACUGGUUGCUGUGAAGAAGCUUGUGCGAACAUCCGGAGUUCAUGAUAGACGUUUUCAGAAUGAGGCAGGCAAUCUCCAGACUCUGGAACACAGAAAUAUUGUCAAGUUACUUGGUUCUUGUUACCAAGUAGAAAAGAAAUUGGUGGAGAGAAACGGCAGACAUUUUCUCUCAGACGUUCCAGAAAAAUUCCUCUGCUAUGAAUAUUUGUCUAAUGGAAGCCUUGACAAAUACAUUUACGAAAUCAGCCAUGAAGCUAGCAUACACAAAUUCAUGGAGAAGAAGCUGCAACUGAUAACUGAAUUCCCAAGGGAACCAAAGCUACACUUUGUAGAGGAAAUCACAGGAACUUUGCCAAUGAAGCUGAAAUUGGUAAAGGUUCUUUUGGGGGUAGUUUAUAAGGGAAUGCUUCAAAAUGGAGAAGUUAUUGCGGUAAAAAAGCUUUUGGUAGUUCCACAAAUCAAUCUGGAUAAGCAAUUUAAGAAUGAAGUAUUUAGUCUGAUUGAUCUCAAUCAUAGAAAUAUAGUGAAGCUAAUCGGGUAUUGUUAUGAAAUACAUAAGAAACUGGUGGAAUCCCAUGGAAGAUAUGUUUUUGCAGACACACAAGAAAGGAUACUCUGCUAUGAGUAUUUGCCUAGGGGGAGCCUUGACAAGUAUCUUUACGGUAUUCUACUUUAUCUCAUUCUCUCUUUGAUUUUAGUGGAACUAGCAGAGGUAUUGAACCGUACUUUGAAUGGUGUAAUUGAUGCUCUUUAA